AUGAAACAAUAUAAAAAUAUAGAAGUAUCUUUUUUAAAUUACAACGACAUACUAAAUAAAAUAGUAAGAGUGGACAACGAAGAAUUUAUAAUAAGCUUAGUAUAUAAUUCGUCUCCUUAUUUACACAAAAGAAUAAGAUACAGAGACGGAGGAAUAUUGUGUGAAAAAAUAUUCGGAUAUCGUUAUAUAUGUCAUAGUAAAACAUGUAACAAAGUAUUGAAGUUUAAUGAAAAUAGAAUAAAAAAUUCUUCUUGUUAUUAUUGUGGAAAAGCUAUGAAAUUUAAUAAUGAAAGAGAAGGACGUUAUGGCGCUAUAUUUUUAUACUUCCCUAUAUGUAACCCAAUUAACAUUAAAAACUUAUCAGAUUUAUUUAAGUUAUUUAAAAAAUUUAAUGAAUUUGAUAAAUAUAAUGUAUAUUAUGGUGAAUGUUAUAGAGCUCCUACAGCUCCAUGUGAAGAACAACUUUCUGCAAGCGAUUUUGAACGUUUUUUUAAUAGAUUUUACAAUUUUAUAAAUUUUUUAUACGAAUUUUGUAAAAUACUUAAACUAUUUAAAACUAAACUAUUUAGAAAAAAAUCGUAUAAAAGUAAAAUUUUUUCAGACAAUAUACACAUAAUUAAACACAUACAAAACAACCAUUUCACAGAAUAUUUUGUGAUUCUUAUGCCUGUUAUACCUAUAAAUUUAAGAGAAAAUUUAGGAAAAAUUAAUAAUAAAAAGAUAGAUUCUAAAUUUAAUUAUAUAUAUAGGUUUCUUUUGAACGCUAAUAAUACAGUUUUAAAUCGUCCAAAACACAAAUAUAAUUUAAAAAGUAUAGCUAUGUUAUUUUUUACAGCUAAGACCCUUAUAACAUAUACAUUAUUUUUAGAUGCUUAUCCGGAUUCUAAUAAUAUCUAUAAUAGACUACACGGUAAAUAUGGUUUAUUUAGACAAAAAUUACUUGGAUUUAGAGUUGAUUGUUCAGGUAGAUCUGUUAUAGUGCCUGGUCCAGAUUUACAUAUAUCUUAUGUUGGUCUUCCAUCAAACAUGUUGCAUAAAUUUUCUUUAACUUACAAAGAUUAUGAAGAUGAAAAUAAAAAAAAACUAAGAAAAAAAAUUAAAAAAUUUAGAAGGUCUAUAUUAAAAUUAUAUGAUCCAAAUCUAAAAACAAUAAGUAGAAAAAAAGCAAGAAAACUAUCUAAUCGUUGCCUGUUGUCAUGUGAUUUAUUUGACAAUACAAUAGAUAAUACUGUUAUAGUUAAUAGAGCCCCAACACUGCAUAAGAUGAAUACUCAAUCAUUUCACCCUCUUAUGGCAGAAGGAAGAGCUGUGAAAUUCACACCUAUAUGUUGUGCAGGCUAUAAUGCUGACUUUGACGGAGAUCAAAUGGGUGUAUUUUCUAUUAUAUUUAAAAAUUCUUUAAUAGAGGCUCAACUUUUAACUAGACCUAUGAUUAAUUUAUAUUCUCCUACUAAUAAAAAGAAUAUAUUUAAUCUUACACAAGGGGCACUUUUAGGUAAAUACACAUUAACAGCGUACAAUUAUACUAAUUGCUUAUCUACGUCAGUAAUAGCCUGCAAUAACGCUGUUUUAGUAGAAUUAAGUUUUAACAAUUUUUAUGUAAAUAGUCCUUACACAUUAAGACAUUAUAAACGUUUUUAUAAAACAACAAUAGGAAGACAACUAACAUCUUUUAAAGUUGAUUUUAAACGAAAACAAAGUUAA
Messenger RNA from Babesia bovis T2Bo, 1704 nucleotides. Lineage: Eukaryota; Apicomplexa; Aconoidasida; Piroplasmida; Babesiidae. The record is from the annotation of a RefSeq genome assembly.